This is a messenger RNA of Scutellospora calospora, 539 nucleotides long. Lineage: Eukaryota; Fungi; Glomeromycota; Glomeromycetes; Diversisporales; Gigasporaceae. The record is from the annotation of a GenBank genome assembly.
AAAAAUAUGUUCUCAAGUUUUACUAUAUUCGAAACAUUCGAUUACGUGUGCGUGGUAUUGAAGAGGAGGAAAUUUCAACUGGAUUUGUGGUUUGUUCGACUAAGCGACCGGUAAAGACGACAACCAUGUUUGAAGCACAACUAGCUAUUCUGGAACAUAAAAACAUUAUUUGUGCUGGUUAUAGUGCAGUUCUUCAUAUUCACUCUUGUGUAGAAGAGGUAUCAAUCGCGGCGCUUUUACAUCUUGUUGACAAAAAGACUGGAAGAAAGUCAAAGAGGCCACCGCAAUAUAUCAAAAAGGGUCAAAAAGUUAUUGCAAGACUUGAAACUCAAGGUCCAAUUUGCGUUGAAGUGUUUGAAGAACACUCACAAUUGGGAAGAUUUACACUUAGAGACGAAGAUGGACUCAAACAAGAUAUUAAAGCUAAAGUGAUUAUUGAUAAAUGUAUAAGACGUAUAUUUUUAUGUAAAGAAAGUGAUGCAUCUAUUAGAUUCACCAUUAUCAUAAAUGAUGUUCUAUUUCUUUAUGCUGGUAUCUAA